Ixodes scapularis (black-legged tick) is the source of this 2297-nucleotide messenger RNA. RefSeq names its product mediator of RNA polymerase II transcription subunit 9 (gene MED9). Gene Ontology annotation, cellular component: mediator complex. The transcript is spliced from 2 exons. Gene Ontology annotation, molecular function: transcription coregulator activity. Bases 9 to 317 code for a protein of 102 amino acids. The record is from RefSeq and is a predicted model, not a curated record. NCBI's taxonomy places the organism in Eukaryota, Metazoa, Arthropoda, Arachnida, Ixodida, Ixodidae. Gene Ontology annotation, biological process: regulation of transcription by RNA polymerase II.
GCUUAAAAAUGGCGACGAUCGAAGAAGUUAGCGGCGAGAUUCUGCACCUUAUUUACGACGUUAUUAGAAGCAUCGAGAAGGACUCGCACGACCCGAAUCAGAAGCGGGACAGCUACGACAGCGCGGUAAAGAUCCAGGAGCUCCGCGGGAAGUUGCAGCUGUGCCGCGACCUGAUCCACAAGCUGCCCGGGGUGGACUACACGGGGGAGGAGCAGCUGCGCAGGGUGGAGGCACUGCGUAGGCAGCUGGCCCGCAAGCGGGAGCUGCUUGUCAAGUACAAGAGCAUGUGCCACUUCGACACGCCCGACAUCAAGUGACCGCCAUGUUUGCGUGCCGUGCAGCGGCCGUCUUCAAAGCGCUGACUGCCGUCAUUGCUUCGAGGGGGGCCCACGGGCGGCCAAAGAUCUACGACCAUUACUUCGGCUAUUUCCGUGAGACUGACCUCUACCGCCGAACGACAGCACACUCGGAUCCUGAGCUGCGACGGUUUGUCCUCUCGAGCGGGGAACGCCUUGACGCGUCUGCUUUAUCGGCUCCGGAACUGGUGGAAGCUGCACUGUGCUGCGAGGACGCUUCCUUUGGCAGACACCACGGCCGCAAGAUCGAGGACGAGUGCUGCCGGAGGGUGAGACACCUGCCCCCUCUAACCUCCGUGGUGCUCAUGGAUGCCUGGGCCUCUAGCCUGGGCGGAAAGGGCUACCUGCGAGAGGUUGUCCCACACUGGACGCGAUACGCCUGCUCGGCCGAAACCUUCGACUUUGUGCACCUGGUCUACCUGGCGUCCCUGGGGAAGAGCGCUCCCGAGAGCUUCCUGCAUGUCGUGGCGGACCGUCUCCGGAUGGUGCUACCGAAGUGCGCCCUCAGGGAGGUCGGGAUACUCUGCAGCAGCCUGUUCAAGCUCAAGCUGCGUGUGGCAGAUGACACCGUCUUGGCGGCUGUCGCGACAAGCACGGCGGAAGGCCUAAGGUCUCACGGCGACCGGUUCGACAUAAUCUCGGCGCUCAAGUUUCUGAGGUCGUGCGAAUACUACGACGCUAAACUUUUAGCGGAGAUCGCUGCGUACGUCCGUGAGGUAGGCGGAGAGCUGGCGGUUGCAGAGUGCGCCCACUUCUUGGCUGCCUUCUCGAGCGUGGCGGCGUACGACAAACCCACAUUCUGGAGGCUCGAACGUAGGGUUGCAGAUCUUCUGCGAGACCCGCGGUCGACCAGAGACGGGCAUCGGGCACAUCCCGCGGAGUCGCCGAGGGUCAAGGACGUCGCAAAAGUGCUGUGGGCGCUCGCGCAUGUCGGACACGACGCCGACAACUGGAUUUUGGAGACAGCAGAAGAGUUUCUCGAGCAACGGUCUGCACCGAGCAACGUCUUCCACGUCUUGGACGCGCUCCAGUCAUUCAUCUGCUUGGACUUCUACCCGCGGCGUCUGAUCGAGGAGGCACUGUCCGCGGACGUGCGCCACACAAUCGUGUCGUCGCACUUGCGCAAGCCGUCAAAGCAGCUGGCGUUUGUGAGUAUGUCGGCGUCGGUGAUGCUCGGGGACACGUUGAAGGGCAAACCUCCCCUCGGAGACCCGCCGUCCUCGAGGACAGACCGGGCACAGUACGAACGCGCUUGCUUUCGAGACUUGGCCGACCUGUUUGCUGCCAGGGGGCUGCCGGCCAGCUGCAUCCUGCCGCACAUUCACGUGGCGGGCGUGACCUUCACAGUGUGCCCGUCUUCUCUGACCACGAGGCCGGUCCUGGACUUCCGCGACCUGAAAGGUGGCAGUAAACAGCUGAACCUCUCCCGGGAGCUAAUAGACGCCGUGUCCGGCACGCAGAAGCAGCGACCGGAUGGCGGUGGCAGUGCUCGCGCUAGCACACGGUCCACGUUUGUCAGCGUGGAGCUGUUGGAUGGUGGUGUCUUGGUGCGCGGUUCGGAGUCUGCAUUGCGAGGGAUCAUGAGGGCGAAAGUGGUUCAGCUGCGUCGGCUGGGCAUCAAGGUGGUGUUUGCGACUCCUGGACAGGUCAAGGCGGUCUCCGAGCUGCCCGGUGUGGAAAGAGACGACUGGUGGGUCCGGUUUGUGAAGCGCUGCGCGAGUGAUACCGACCCGCAAUUUUACCACUCUGUUGGCGGCGGUGAUGCGGUUGUUGCAACGUGACAGCCUCGACAUCUCGCUUUUCGGUGGGGCGAUUUGUCUUUCUCUGUCAAACUUGUUCAGCUAUGCAAACCUCUUCUUGACAGGACCUGCGACUUCCCACAGAAAGGCGGCUAGGAGGUGGACGUGCAUUCUUAAAGGGGCACUAAAGUGCUUUUUUAGA